AUGGCCUGUUUGCGGUUGUCAUUUCUGGUGAGCACGCUAUGUGCACUUCUCGUGGCGGUAUCGGCAUUUCCAGACAGCGGUGGUAAAGUUCCACUGCCGGGUCCAGGGCUGUCUUACGGUGGAAUCCCAUACGGCAGUGUUAGUGGCAACGUCGCAGAAUACUUCGAACACCAUUCGCCAUCUAGUGGCCGUUCUCUGGACUACUUGACCAAAAGCCGUGGAAAUGGCGUUGAUUUUGCAGCGAUUGAGCAGUACCUCUAA
Messenger RNA from Arctia plantaginis, 261 nucleotides. The record is from the annotation of a GenBank genome assembly. Lineage: Eukaryota; Metazoa; Arthropoda; Insecta; Lepidoptera; Erebidae.